AUGGCUGAUGAUGGCAGCACCGCCGAGAUCGCGGCCAACGCGCCGCGCUACCGCCGCAAGAGCUCUACGUUUAUCGAUGGCAUUCACGAUGUCCCCGAUGACCAAGGCAACAUGGCUCCAGCCCAGCUCUAUAGUACAAUGUCUGGCAGGUUAUUCCACUCGGGCAGAAUUGCCAUUGUCAUGGUUGGCCUCCCGGCCCGUGGCAAAACUCACAUCUGUGUCUCUAUGGCUCGUUAUCUUCAGUGGCUUGGAGUGAAGACCCGCAUCUUCCAUCUGGGCGAUUACCGCCGUGCUACCGUUGGCGAGGGCGGACAUGUCCCCCAGGACUACUUCUACCCCAAUGCCUCUCCGGCUUCUGUCAUGCUCCGCCAGAAAAUUCUGAAGAAGUGCAGAGAGGACAUCUACGGUUGGCUGAAUCACGAGAACGGCCAGGUUGCUAUCUACGAUGCUGUCAAUCCCACCGCAAGCGGUCGCCGUGCUUUGGCUAAGGAAUUUGCUAAGCACGACGUGCAAACACUCUUCCUUGAGUCGUUCGUUGAUGACGAGGACAUUCUCAAGGAAAAUGCCCGAAAUGUCAAGAUAUCCUCCCCUGACUUUCAUGGCAUGGACCCAGAUGAAGCAGCCGAGCGGUACUUGAAGCGGAUUCAAACCAAGAUUCCCGUCUUUGAGACUAUGCAGGAAGAGGAGCUGAACUACGUCAAGAUGAUCAAUGCCGGCCAGGCCUUCUUCUACAACAAUGUUAGCUUCAACUACCUCUCUCACAGAAUCGUCUUUUACUUGACCAAUCUCCACAUCAAGUCGCGCACCACCUAUUUUGUCCGAGCUGGUACUGCUGGUGACGAAGACUCGUACAAGGCCGACGCGCCUCUUUCUGAGGAGGGCAGGGCUUUCGCUGUCAAGAUGACUGAGACUCUCAUCAGGCACCGGGAAGCAGAGCGCCAGUCGGUCAUCGACCGCGGCGGUGCCGACGUUCCGCUACGACCACUGAGCGUCUGGACAUCUACGAGGCUCCGCACCAUCCAGACUGGGGAGCCUUUGAAUGAGCUUGGCUACAAGGUCCGCCAGCGAUCCCAGAUGAGCCAAAUAAACCCGGGAGUCUGCGAGAAGCUGUCAGAGCGCGCCAUUCGCAACCUGUAUCCCGAGGAGAUAGAAAAGCACGAGCUUGAUCCCUACCAUCACCGCUACCCCCGUGCAGAGUCUUACCACGAUCUUGCUGUCCGCCUUGAGCCCAUCAUCCUCGAGCUAGAGCGCGAGCAGAACGACCUCUUGAUUAUUGCUCACGAGAGCGUGCUGCGCGUGCUCUACUCGUACCUGAUGCACUGCAGCACGCGGGACAUCCCCAAGCUCAAGUUCCCGCGCGACGAGAUCAUCGAGAUCAUACCGGCGGCGUACCAGAACGAGGCGAAGCGGAUCCACAUUCCCGGCCUCGACCCCCGGCUGGUGCCCAGCUCGCCCGAGGACAUUCGCAUCCUGGUCCCCGGGUCGCCCAUCGGUGCGGGCCAGCUGUCGCCCAUUCCGGGCCCGAGCAGCCCGGGCCCCGGAGACGUCGUCGAGUUCAUCGUCACCCGCCCGCCCGAGAAGGUCGUGAACAAGGCAAAGGAAAUGGUUGCCGACAAGGUGGCCGAUGAGGACUGA
Lasiosphaeria miniovina is the source of this 1635-nucleotide messenger RNA. RefSeq names its product 6-phosphofructo-2-kinase-domain-containing protein. Gene Ontology annotation, molecular function: 6-phosphofructo-2-kinase activity; ATP binding; fructose-2,6-bisphosphate 2-phosphatase activity. Gene Ontology annotation, biological process: fructose metabolic process; fructose 2,6-bisphosphate metabolic process. The record is from RefSeq and is a predicted model, not a curated record. The transcript is spliced from 6 exons. The coding region runs from base 1 to 1635 and encodes 544 amino acids. NCBI's taxonomy places the organism in Eukaryota, Fungi, Ascomycota, Sordariomycetes, Sordariales, Lasiosphaeriaceae. Gene Ontology annotation, cellular component: cytosol.